UGCAACGUUUAAUGAAUAUUUAAAAACAAUAACAGCACUUUUAUUUGAAAAAUUAAUAAAUAGAAAAUAAUUCAAACAAGUAUAAUUUUUUAAAGGCAAGUACUCAAAUAACCUUUGAUAGAAAAAAAAAUAAAAGCUUCAAUCAAUUGGAGUAUUUUUGAAUAUUUUUAAUUUAUAGUAAACAACAUUAUUAAAUGGAAAACGUUACUAGUGUAUAAAAUUUAUAAAUAAAAAUGAUUAUUUCUGACAAAUAAAUUUUUUCUAUAAAAAGUGUCUAAAAAUCUAAAGUAUUGUACUUGAAGAACAUUCAGAAUUUUUUAUUUAAAUUACAUACUCUCAAAUGACUGGUAAAUGAUAGUUGAUAAAUGAGGAGAAUUUACAUUGGCGUUUCCUUAGUAACUAUCCAAUUACAAAUAAUAUUCUAGUAUUAGCUCGUAUUUUAUCAUAAAAAAAAGUACAUCAAUAUAAUGUUUUAUUAAAUAUUGAGAUAAGUAGUGCUGAAAAAUAGUUGUUUAUAAUGAGAGCCCAUCUGAAAUGGGUUGAUAAAGUCCAGGAGAAGACAGAACAAUGUAUUUAUGAUCUUUGUUUUAAUCCUGAUGAAACUCAACUUGUUGUGGCUGCAGGACAUCAAGUUUUGGUUUAUGAAACUGCAGAAGGUGUGUUAAUUCAACCCUUAAAAGGUCAUAAAGAUACAGUAUAUUGUGUAUGUUAUGCAAAAGAUGGAAAGAAAUUUGCAUCCGGAAGUGCUGAUAAAAGCGUUAUUAUUUGGACCUCAAAAUUGGAGGGGAUUUUGAAAUAUUCUCACAAUGAUUCCGUUCAAUGCAUGAAAUUUAAUCCAGUUUUUCAUCAAUUAUUCAGUUGCUCAAUUUCAGACUUUGCUUUCUGGUCUAGUGAACAAAAAGCUGUUCAGAAGAAUAAAACUGGUGGUCGUAUUAAUUGCUGUGAUUGGACCAGCGAUGGCCAAUAUUUAGCAUUAGGUUUAGCAGCUGGAUAUGUUUCAAUAAGAAAUAAAAAUGGUGAAGAGCAAGUCAGAAUUGAAAGACCUGGUGGAACACCAAUUUGGAGUCUUUCAUGGGGUCCAGUUCGUGAUGAUACAAAUGUAGACAUUCUAUGUGUAGCAGAAUGGGGUGGAAUUAUUUCAUUUUAUACUUUAACUGGACAACAAAUUGGUCGAGAUCGAGUUCUUAAUUUUAUUCCUCUCAAAGUUGUUCAUUUUCCUGAAGGACAAUACAUCCUUGUAGUUGGAAGCAAUAGAAAAUGCUUGUUAAUGAACCAUGAAGGCAUACAGCUGACAGAAAUUGGAGAUACUUUGUCUUCUUGGAUUUGGAGCUGUGCAGUGCAUCCUUCAUCGGGUUUCGUUGCUCUUGGAUGUCAAGAUGGUACUAUAACAUACUUACAAUUAACUUGGAAUAUUGUUCAUGGACUUUAUGGUGAUAAAUACGCCUAUAGAGAAAAUAUGACAGAUGUUAUAAUUCAGCAUUUGAUAACGAACCAAAAAGUGAGAAUUAAAUGUAAGGAUUUAAUUCAUAAAAUAGCUGUAUAUCGAGAUAAAUUGGCUGUUCAAUUACCAGAACGUGUGAUUAUUUAUGAACCAUCUGGAAGUUCUGAUGGAAUGCAUUACAGAAUUCAAGAAAAAAUAUCACAAACACUCAAUUGUAAUCUUCUUGUGGUAACUUCGAAUAACUUAGUUUUAUGUUUAGACAAACGUCUUCAGAGUUUAUCCUUUUCCCAAGUUGUUGAACGAGAAUGGGUGCUUGAUAGUCCAAUUACAUAUAUCAAAGUGGUUGGAGGACCAGCAGGAAAAGAAUGUCUAAUAGCAGGAUUACAAAGUGGUCAAGUGAUGAAAAUUUAUUUAGACAAUUCUUUUCCUGCCCAUCUAACUAAAGUUGACGGUUCUGUUAGAUGUUUGGACAUUAGUUCAAUGAAAGAAAAAUUAGCAGUUGUAAGUGAAACUGGAACACUAUCAGUCUAUGACUUAUGUACAGAAUGUAAAAUUUAUGAGCAUGAGGAUGUUACAAGUGUAGCGUUUAAUCGAGCCUUUGAGGAUAUGAUAUGUUUUUCUGGAAGAGAUUUUCUUACAAUAAAAGUAGGCAAUUUUCCUGAAUAUAGACAGAAAUUAAAUGGAUUUGUUGUGGGCCAUAAUGGCUCUAAAUUAUACUGUAUUAAUGGCACAAAUAUUGAAACUGUUGAUAUUCCUUUAUCAGCAACAAUGUAUCAAUAUCUUGAAGAAGGUAUGUUUGAAGAAGCUUAUGCUGUUGCUUGCCUCGGGGUUGCUGAAUCUGACUGGUUAGCUUUAGGAAUGGCAGCCUUAGAUAAAUUACAACUAUCAAUAGCACACGCUACUUUUGCAAGAUUAAAAAAAUUGAGAUAUAUAGAAGUAGUUAAUGAAAUUGAAGAUAAAUUAAAAUCAGGAGAAUGGGGGCAAGAAGCUUGCAUGGCUACAGCAGCUGCAGCAAUGGGUAGAUUGCGAGAAGCUGCUAAACUGUAUCAAAAAGCUGGUCUUCAGCAAUAUGCUCUCGACAUGUACUCUGAUCUAAGAAUGUUCGAUAUUGCUCAGGAAUUUAUUGCAAGUGGAAAUACUCAGGAUAAAACAAUUCUUUUACGAAAAAGAGCUGAAUGGGCCAAAAGUUUAGGAGAACCAAGAGCAGCAGCAGAAAUGUUUUUAGCAGCUGGAGAUAUUGAGAGAGCUAUUAAUAUUAUUUCAGAGUAUGGAUGGAUUGACAUGUUAAUAAAAGUUGGUAGACAACUUGACAAAGCUGAUAGAGAUAAUUUAUCGAUUAUUGCUAAGAAACUGAGAGAAUUAGGAGCAACUCAUGGAGCAGCUGAAGUUUUCAGUCGUCUAGGAGAUGACCCUGAUGUUGCUGAUGUUCUAAUUGAAGCGCAAGCAUGGCCAGAAGCUUUCGAACUUGUAGAAAGAAAUCCGAAAUUAAAAUCUAGAGUUUACGGACCUUAUGCUAGAUGGUUAGCAGAAACUGGAAGAUUUUCUGAAGCUCAAGAAGCGUUUCAAAUAGCUGGACAAACGGAAGAAUCGAUGACAGUCCUUACGACACUAGCAGAAAAUGCCGUGAUUGAAAGAAGAUUUCGUGAUGCUUCUUACUUUUUUUGGCUUUUAUCUCAGCUAACUUUAAAUUUACAUAAAAGUCCGGAAGAAAUUGCAGACUUGUUUCAAGAGUAUUCUGAUAAAGCAGAUAUUUAUUAUGCUUAUCAUGACGUAUUUAAAUAUAUGGAAGAGCCUUUCACAUCUUUGAUGCCGGAAGCUUUAUUCCACAUUUCUCGUUUUUUAUUAAUGAAAACGCACGGAAAACGUAUGGAAAAUGUAUCAAAAAUCACAAUAAUUUAUGCACUAGUUAAACAAGCUCGAAUUCUUGGUGCUGAUAAAUUGGCAAUUCAGUUGAUUGAACAAAUGAGGGAAAUGAAGAUUCCGGAUCAUCUUUUAGGACAAAUAGAAUUAGUUACGUUGAGUGCGAGAGCACAUAAGUAUCGUGAUCCUGAAGAACUUUUACCGCUUUGUUAUCGAUGUUCAACAUUCAAUCCAUUAUUGCCAGCCAAUAAUUAUUCUACUAACCGUUGUGUUCAAUGUAAUCUUAAAUUUCAUUACUCUUUUGUGUCAUUUGAGAUGUUACCACUAGUUGAAUUCGAACUAGAAGAUGGUAUAACAGAUGCAGAAGCUAGAAAAUUGAUUGAAGAUCCUAAUACUCCUGUAGAAAGUAUUGAAAUGGUUAAAGAUCAAAUGACAAUAACUACUGAAGAGCCAGAUUUAUUCACGGCUAAUUUAUUAAAAUAUGAGGAAAAGAGACAAGAAUCAACCAUCAAAGUGGGACGUACUGUUUUAAAAAGUAUGGAACCGUACAAUGUAUUGAUAGUCGAAUGGCCGAAGCCAUUUAAAACAAAAUAUUAUAGAAAUUUACUGACCGAUGUUCAAGUUACGUACUGUCCAUCUUGUUUACGACUAUUUCAAGCUGAUGAUUAUGAAUUAGCAACAAUUCGUCACGGUCAUUGCCCAUUUUGUCGAUAUUCAAAUACUCCAUUAACUUAGAAUAAUUUUUAUUAUUGUGUACCUGAAGAUCGAAAACAAGUGUAAUUGUUACAAAAUUGUAAAUGAAUCAAUUAUUGUGUAAAUGAAUUUCAUAAUUAAUUAAGAAGAAAAUUUAUCAUUUUUACGUCAGUGUUCAAUUGUACAUUAAAAUUACUGGAGGAAUUACGAAAUGUGAACAUUUAAAAAAUAAAAUUUUUUUUUAUUUACUAUUUAUUUA
Messenger RNA from Chelonus insularis, 4253 nucleotides. It is a transcript of the gene Oseg1, whose product is annotated as intraflagellar transport protein Oseg1. Gene Ontology annotation, molecular function: protein binding. Gene Ontology annotation, cellular component: non-motile cilium; intraciliary transport particle A. Gene Ontology annotation, biological process: protein localization to cilium; intraciliary retrograde transport; non-motile cilium assembly. Lineage: Eukaryota; Metazoa; Arthropoda; Insecta; Hymenoptera; Braconidae. The record is from RefSeq and is a predicted model, not a curated record. The coding region runs from base 518 to 4036 and encodes 1172 amino acids. The transcript has 5 exons.